This is a messenger RNA of Scatophagus argus, 4165 nucleotides long. It is a transcript of the gene acsbg2, whose product is annotated as acyl-CoA synthetase bubblegum family member 2. The transcript is spliced from 15 exons. The record is from RefSeq and is a predicted model, not a curated record. Lineage: Eukaryota; Metazoa; Chordata; Actinopteri; Scatophagidae. Bases 225 to 2522 code for a protein of 765 amino acids. Gene Ontology annotation, molecular function: long-chain fatty acid-CoA ligase activity. Gene Ontology annotation, cellular component: endoplasmic reticulum; membrane.
GGCUCGUCUAGGUGGGGUUUUUGUGGGCGUGACCAAACGAACCGGCUUGUGUUUGAAAAUGAAUGAUAUUGUGCUGCUUCGGUAGUAGAAACAGCGGGCUGCGGAUUUUGGGUCUGUUUAGCGGCAAAGUGAAGGUGUGGCGCUUGCAGAAAGGGACGAGGAGAAGUGGACGAUUCGAGUGAAAAACGAAUAAUACAAAGAAGGAAAAUAAUUAGUUUCCAGCAAUGCAAUUGACAGAGUGUGAGGCCACCACCGUGUCCGAAGCCGUGGUGAUGGAGGCUUCCGGAGCUGGCGGCUUCCUGGAGUCAUCCUGCGCUGCGGGAGACGGCGCAGCCUCCCCUGAUGACGUCAUUGUGGACACAGCAAAUGAGUCUUCAGAGGAGGAGUCCACAGGGGAAAGGGAAGAGGACACCGAGGCGCACAACAAAGUCACCCACGGCACCAAGACCGCAGAGGUCUCUGCCAAGCGCACCUCAGACACACAAACAGCCCAGCGCCCGAACUCCCUGUCGGUGCCAGCAGCAGCAGAGCCCGGCCUGUGGACGUGGCAGGGACAUGCUGAGGUGAACCUGCGGAUGGGGGACUCUGGCUUGGCUGCUGAGACGCCUUUGACCAUCAACCAGAUGUUCAUCUCAGCUGUGGAGCGUUUUGGCGACUACACGGCUCUGAGCUGGAAGGAGGGCGAGCAGCAGAAGAGCCUGAACUACAGAGAGUACUACCAGACCUGCCGCACCGCUGCCAAGAGCUUCCUUAAGCUCGGUUUGCAGCGCUACCACGGCGUCGGCAUCCUGGGCUUCAACUCCUCUGAGUGGUUCAUCUCUGACAUUGGAGCCAUCUUGGCAGGUGGGUUUGCUGUGGGCAUCUACACCACCAACUCUCCUGAAGCAUGCCAGUAUGUAGCAGAAAACAGCAGGGCCAAUAUCAUUGUGGUGGAGAACCACAAACAGCUGCAGAAGAUCCUCCAGGUUGAAGACCAACUGCCGCACUUGAAAGCCAUUAUCCAGUACAAAGAUGCACUAAAAGAGAAGAGACCAAAUCUGUACACAUGGGCCGAGUUCAUGGAGCUCGGACGCGACGAGCCCGACGAACCUCUCGACGCGAUCAUCGCCAGCCAGAAGCCCAACCAAUGCUGCACGCUCAUCUACACCUCAGGAACCACAGGCCAGCCCAAAGGAGUCAUGCUCAGCCAUGACAAUCUGACGUGGACCGCGCUGUCCACCUGCCGUCACGUGCGCCUGACAGACGCCACGCAGGCUCAGGAGUCGGUGGUCAGCUACCUGCCGCUCAGCCACAUCGCCGCUCAGAUGGUCGACAUGUGGAUCACCAUGAAGGUCGGAGGGGCGACGUACUUCGCUCAGCCAGACGCUCUGAAGGGCUCUCUGGUAAACACCCUGAAGGAGGUGCGUCCCACGGCCUUCAUGGGUGUCCCCCGUGUCUGGGAGAAGAUGCAGGAAAAGAUGAAGUCCGUCGGAGCCAAGUCUUCGACCGUGCGCAGGAAGGUGGCUGCCUGGGCCAAAGAUGUCGGUCUGCAGACCAAUCUGACCAGGAUGAAUCAGAGCGGAGCCACCGGCCGCACAACGUUCAGCUAUCAACUAGCCAAAAAGCUUGUGUUCAAAAAGGUGCGUAAGGCUCUGGGAUUGGACCGAUGCAGCAAGUGCUACACAGGCGCUGCACCCAUCACCAAAGACACCCUGGAGUUCUUCCUCAGCCUGGAUAUCCCUGUGUAUGAGCUCUACGGCAUGAGUGAGAGCACCGGACCUCACACCAUCUCGCUGCCCGAAGCCUUCAAGCUGACCAGUUGCGGCAAAGAGAUCCCAGGGUGCAAGACGAAGCUGCACAACCCGGACGAGGAGGGAAACGGUGAGAUCUGCUUCUGGGGCCGACACGUUUUCAUGGGUUACCUCAACAUGCCCGACAAGACGGAGGAGGCUCUCGAUGCAGAUGGAUGGCUGCACUCGGGUGACCUGGGCAAACAUGACGAGAACGGAUUCCUCUUCAUCACCGGAAGAAUUAAAGAGCUGAUCAUCACCGCAGGAGGCGAGAACAUCCCUCCUGUUCCCAUCGAGGAUGCGGUGAAGGAGGCCGUGCCGCUCAUUAGCAACGCCAUGCUGAUCGGAGACAAGAGAAAGUUUCUGUCUAUGCUGCUCACCGUUAAGUGUCAGGUAAACGCCGAUUCAGGCGAUCCAGAGGACGAGCUGACGCCAGAAGCUGUUGAGAUCUGCCGGAAGCUGGGCAGCAACGCCACGCGGGUCUCUGAGAUCGCAGGGGGGCGAGACCGCGCCGUCCACAAUGCCAUCCAGGAAGGGAUCAACAGAAUCAACGAGAAGGCAACCUCCAACGCUCAGCGCAUUCAAAAAUGGGUCGUUCUGGAUCGGGAUUUCUCCGUCACAGGAGGAGAGCUGGGCCCCACCAUGAAGCUGAAGCGGCCGGUGGUGCUGAAGAUGUACAAGGAGCAGAUUGAGAAUUUCUAUAAGGAGCUCGCCACACCGACGACCCCCGACAACCCGCUGCCUCCUAAGUAAAGCUGCUACAACCUCCACCCCCACCCGACCUCCAGGGAGAGCCAGACUCUCUCCACCUCAUUUAUCCCGACCUCCUUUCCUCGCUUCCGUUUUUCUCUCUUGUAAAAAAUGUUUUGAUUGCCUUAAGUUUUGGUCGUUCUGUUCUGGUUUACAUGUGUGGGUGCUGUACAAAAGGAAAGCAAACAUAAGAAGCCAUUGUUAAAUAGCUUUAUGAUUUUAAAGAUGAAUUCAACUAUUUAUUUGGAUGAACGGUAAUAUCGGAUAGAUGAAAUAACAGCAGCGAAGGUGAUUACUGCGCUUGUUUACUUUUUGUUUUGAAGGACAGAUUUUUGUUUAUGAAUGUGUUCUCCUGUAUUUAUUUUCAUUUUGCCAAAGUUUAUGUGGGCCAAACACUUUGAGAGAAAUAUGAAUUUCAGUAAUUAUAUCCAGUGUUUAUUGGCCCUUUACAUGCAUUUGGUGGGUUUGUUUGUUGUCUUUGUCUGUAUGGUUUCAAAAAAAACCAAAACAUAAUCUUAAUGUCUUAUUUUGUACACGUGUUCGAAAAAUCAAGAGGUUUAUUGAAAUCUAUCUGAUAACUAAGCAUCCAAAUUUUUGUUUUUCCAUGCUGUAAAAACACGUCAUCGAAGCCAUAUCUAUUGCCUUUUGUACGCGAGUCGGACUGCUGGUGCGUGCGUCGACUCUGCAGCCCACACGCCCGCCUGGCCUUGUUGAAAUGUUUUCCGGCAGACCUUGUGUGUGUGGACCUGCUGUGAGUUUUGUGUAAUUUUGUAAAUAUGUUUUGCCUACAUCGACGUCUUUCAUUUGUCUUUAUUUAAUUUUAUUUAUCAGCUGAUUUUUUUUUUUUUUUUUUCUUCCAUUGCAGUUUACUCAGCAUUUACGCAUCAUUUUUUUUUGCACUCAAACAUGGAAAAAGCGUAACAGGAAUGGGAAAUGUACAGAAGUUAGAUGAUUUGUAUGUCAAAUAUAUCAGCUGCAUUAUAGUUGAUCCUAUUGGUCCGUCGCCGUCUUUCACGCGUCAUUCAUAUAAAUGUUUAAAUUGCUUGAGUUUUGAUCCAGUGACCAUGUCUUCGCCUCUUCGAAGACAAGUUUAAAGAAAUAAAAACAUUUUAAGGAAGUAAAAGAGGUCGCCGAACUCCAAAGAGCUGAUCUUGUUUAUGAAGUAAUUGUACAUAAACAUAUCAUAGGUAUUUGUAGCACUCUGAUGGUUCAAAGUGAAGGUUUGGCUACGGUUACGGUUAGCUGAUAUCCGGGGGUGAAAAUGGAGCGAUUUCGAUAUUAAAUAAGGAAAUGAUGGUGACUCAGCGUGUCGGGGCGAGUGAGUUUCUUGUGAUCCAUCCAAUACAUAAAACUAGAACUUGGAACACUUUGACAGCCUGUUAACAAAUGUGUUGUACCUAAGAAGUACAAAAUCACCACCAUCAAUAUUAUUUGAUGGUUUAGUGAUGGCGCUGCGGUUCAGAGAGAGCUCACAAGACUCCAGACAGGAACAUGGAUUUACCUGACCUUAAAGCGCUGUUCUUACUGUGAACAAUAACCAGGUGGAAGGUUUGAAAUAUGCAUGAUGCUGCAGGAGACCAGUGAAGUAGGCCUGUGAAUGUGUGUGUGUGUUUGACAAGUUAUGGAAUAAAAAUUCAUUAAGCUGA